Molecule: messenger RNA, 1251 nt
Organism: Zea mays
Lineage: Eukaryota; Viridiplantae; Streptophyta; Magnoliopsida; Poales; Poaceae
Exons: 4
Coding region: 217-990 (257 amino acids)
Biological process (GO): positive regulation of DNA-templated transcription
Cellular component (GO): nucleus
Molecular function (GO): DNA-binding transcription factor activity
Source: RefSeq, marked provisional
AGGCGACCAGAGGCUUGUGCCCCUCCCUCUCCCGGGAGGCCGGGACAAGAGGCAACGGGACACCCGCAAGGCCGCAAGAAGAAACAGCGCAGCAACAAAUACGCUGAAGAGUGGAAAGCGAGAGCCGACACGACCUCGCCCGACCUGCGCUGGUCGACUGUGAGUUUUUCCCCCCUGUCGCCUCCCCUGCUGGGCCGUGGGCCGCGGCCUCGGCGCAUGGCGUCGUCACGGGUGAUGGCGUCGUCGUCUCCGCCGCAGCACGCCGGGGCGGGCUCGUCCUCGGACCUCGCGCGAUUCAAGAGUAGCGGCGUCGGAUCGAUGAACAUGGACGACAUCAUCCGUAACAUCUACGGCCCCGAGGCCGUCAACGCCGCCGCCGCCGAAAGCGCCGGCCUCGGCCCGGCGGAGCCCUCCCUGGCGGCCCCGGAGGCUGCGGCCCGGCGGACGUCGGAGGAGGUGUGGAAGGAGAUCUCCGCCGCUGGAGGGCUCCCCGCGCCCGUCCUCCAUAUCCCUCCCGCCGCCAGCUCCGGCGCCGGGGCCAGAGGCGGCGGCGGCGCCGCGGAGAUGACGCUGGAGGAUUUCCUUGCCAGGGAUUCCUGCGGCAGGGCGGCGGUGAUGGAGGGGAACAUGGCGCUGGGGUUCCCUGACGGUGACGGAGAUGCGGCAGGGAGCGUGGCGGGGGGAGUGGGCGGCGUGAGGGGAGGCGGGAAGCGGGCGCUUCUGGAUCCCGCGGACCGCGCCGUGAUGCAGCGGCAGAAGCGCAUGAUCAAGAACCGAGAGUCCGCAGCGAGGUCCAGGGACAGGAAACAGGCAUACGUCGCGGAGCUGGAAUCGCAGGUUAUGCAGCUCGAGGAGGAGCAGACAGAACUGUUAAGGGAGCAGGAGGACCGACGCCAAAAGAGACUUAAGGAGCUAACCGAAAGGGCAGUUCCAGUCAUCAGGAAAAAAUCACCACAAGAUCUUAGAAGAACCAACUCCAUGGAAUGGUAGAAAUGACCCUGAGCCCUGAUGUUCUUCUCUUAGAAGUUACAGGGUUUGUUUUUCUUUGACUUCUGUUUCUUCUAGUUUUCUUUGAUAGCUAUUUAGGAAUAGUGGAACGUGCGUGAUCAAGAAGUCACGCCAUUUAGAAUUGAUCUGUUGUCAGAUUGACGGUUUUCUUGUGAAUGUGGCCGGGUGUUGUAUAAAUAAGAACAAUAAGGUUAGCUUGAAGAGUGGACCAAAAUAUCCUAAUUACAGGCAUCUAUUUUGACA